AUGGAUCGAUGCGUAAAACUUAGUCGAUUGGACGACGCAAUAAUUCAUGAUGAUAUUCAUAGCACUACAAAAAGCAUACAUUUUCAGGGUGACCAUAAUCUACGGGACCAAGCUACAUGGGUACAACACCAACACAAUGAUUCACUCGAUAAAGAUUUCGAGUUGGCCAACAAGAGAGCGCAACUAGACAGCAAGCUGAAGAAAACUUUCGAAUCAAUAUUCGAAAAGUAUGGUAAAGACUUUGAUGGUAUUGGUGACGAGAUUGAUAUUGCAACCGGCGAGAUCGUCGUAAAUAAUGGCCAUGUGCUAUUCAUGCACGAUGAAAAAGAUGCCGGCGAGCGAAACCUACAAAACGACAAGCAACUGGUAGUCGACAAUCUUUCCAAUGAUCUAAUCAACAAUUUUGAUAAAUGUAGUGUUUUUGAAACCGAAGCAACAAAAGAGAAAUGUGACGAUGAAAAAUUUAAAGAUAUAGAUGAAACCAUCAAUUCUAUAGAUGACCAGGAGGAAGACGAUUUAAUUCUAAGGGGAUUUUUCCGAGCGAAUCGUUACCUACAGAUGAAACCCAAAGAAGAAAUUGAUCAGAAUUGUGCAAUUCUUUAUAAUAGCCCUCACAAUUGUGUGUCAUCAUGCACUUUAGCUGGUGGGAUAUCCCUAGACUCCAGGCCCGAUUUAGCAGAGAAACCAUACAAAAACAAAUUCGAGCGUCUUCCAGUAAAUGAAACUCAAAUAGAAAAAGCAUGGAGAGUUCCAGAUCUUCCAAUUUCUCAACAAAGUGAUGGCAUUGAGUCCGCUUGGAGAGUGCCUUGUAUUUCUACUGACCUCCUAGAAAGCUGCAAGGCUGAAGUGACCUUUCCGCAUAUAUUUGAAGAUAGACAAUUCUCUCCACCGCAAAAGGUGAAGUCUCUAUGGGCGCCAGCUAAGCUAAGUGUAGCGCGAAUUCCUGACAGACUUGACAAGAGUAUAAAUCGUGGUGAGAAACCAGAAGAAAGGGUACAUGAAUCUAAUAAAAACCGACAACCUCAAAUCAACAAGGUAGAUUGGCGCACUCAUUAUAAUGCCCGUAAAAACACAUACCAAGCUUUGAACUCAGUGGAGAAAAGACUUUUGCUAGACUGGGUCGCGAAAGGUCGACAGGAAGGGCUUGCAGAACAAAGAAUAUUUAAGGAAUUUAGAGCUAAGUACCCUCAUCGCACCUUGAAGGCUUGGAAGUGUUGUUUUCAGGAAAUAGACCCCCACCUAAUAAAUGAAAGUGUUGAAAAUAAAAAAGAAGCCACAUCGCAACGUUUUUGCAACGCUCAUGUAUCAAAAGAACCAAAAGAAAGCAAAAUCAAGCCAAUAAUCGAAGUACACCCUCAUCAAGACGAAAAAAACCAAGAAGUAUCUAAGUCCCAAAAAUGUCAUGAAUUAUCCCAAUCAUUAGUCAGUCCGAUUGAUAGAUUAAAUACCCCUGACUGUCUCGAUCAUAACCUACAACCUAGUAAUUUUAAGCAAGGUAGCAGUAAUCCUAAAUCUGAUAUAUUGCCUAAUAAACAUGUAUCUCCUAAAUUUCAAUCGCCGGACCUCAUGAAGUUUGAGAAGCAGAAAGCAAAUGUUAUAGAAACUGAAGGGUCAUUAAUUGAAUUGCAUACGCAGGCUGAUUCUGAAAGUUGGGAACAAGAAAAAUUAGGACAGCUGAUUCCCUUACCCAAAAAUACCAGCUGUAGUACCAAACCCCAGCUCACGCCAAAAAAAUUAUUCGAAAAUAAUCUACAAGCAGCAAAAUCUGUUGGAGAAAAUUGUAUAGAAGUUUCUCAUGCCGUGAACCAUUUAAAUCAAUCAGACUGUCAUUCUCCAAAAGACUGUAAUAAUUUGGCUGUUCUCAGAGAAGCUCACACGUGUGAAGGUUCAUGUCUCGAUGAUAUUAUACCUUCUCAAACAUCGCAAAUAACAGCUAAAGAAGAAACUGAGAGAUUACUGACAGAGAAACAUUUAAGUAUUCAAGCUUCACUGACCACUCAUCAUUUACUCCAAGAAAAUUUCAAUGAAAUUGACAAGACAGAGGCGCAGAAAAUCCCCAAAAGAAAUAGCUCAAAAAAUUUUGAUAUGUCUCAAUCUAAUUGUAAAACUUAUUCUUUAUCGGAGUGCCAAGAAGUAGCUAUUCAUCAGUCAGAAACGCAGUCUAAUAUAAAAUUUGGGAUAAAAUCAGAGAUUCGUCAGAGUAGUGCUAGACCCUGUGCACAAAAUGCAGAUUCAACUAGAGAAGAACCUAGAUCUAGCUUUAAUAAUGCUUCAAAAACAAAUAAAGCUCUAGUGCCACCGCUAGGAAUAGAAGAAAUUGAUGAAUUGAGUCUAGGACAGAAAGAGAUUCUGCUAAUUUCAUCUGAGCCCAGGCCAUCUUUCACCGCCGACUGCCAAAGAAUUUUGGGGAAAGAAGAUCCUCUGCAAUCCCCCGCCCUCAAAUUGACUGUUAGACGUCGAAAGAAGCGGAAGCUAUCCACUAAGGGGGAUGAGAUUGAUGAGUUAGGUAUAGAGCAUGAAAGAUCACACUUUGAUUUGCAAGCACCUUCACUGGCCUUAACUUGGCCUGAUAUUUCAGUGCCUCGAACUAAAAUUAGCGAACUGGAAAAUAAAGAGAAAAUUCUUCAAAAUAUCCCAUCUUCAAUCCGAAAACGCCGACUUAACGAAGGUCAUCCGCCUAAAGUUAGGGAAGUUCCAGUCUCGUGCUCACAUAUAGAUAAACUUCAUCCAUCAGGUGCUGAGAGCCCACUAUUAAAUAUUACUGUGGGCCAGAAAAAGAUUAAAAGUGAUAGCAACCAAAAUAAUUCCCAGCUGGCUCAGGAACUGUCUAUACUACCUCAGAAUAAAAGUGAAAAUGUUGAUAUGCAGGAAUUGAAGCACGCAUUGAACCCACCUGGUUUUAAAAGACUAGAUAAUCACGGAAAAUCCGACUUCAAGUGUGGUAAAUUAUUUUGCUUCCAAUGCCACUAG
Molecule: messenger RNA, 2970 nt
Organism: Blumeria graminis f. sp. triticale
Lineage: Eukaryota; Fungi; Ascomycota; Leotiomycetes; Helotiales; Erysiphaceae
Source: the annotation of a GenBank genome assembly